UCCAAAAAUCUUAUUUUAAAUUGGGAAAAGAUGAUAAGGGCUUUCAGAAGGAGUUUUAGUCAGAAAAAUCAGCUUAAAGAGCUGGCUUAUGUUAAUGGAGUGUCAGACACUCCUUUACUUGCGGCUACUAUUAGUCAGAGACUACGUACCCAGGCAUUAAAGUAUGCUAAGAAUCCAUUUCAAGUUUUCUACCAACAUGGAGUCAGCUAUACUUAUGAAGAGUUUGAUCAGAGAGUUGACGAAAUAGCUUGUGGACUCAUUGCUUUAGGACUUGAGAAAGGAGACAGAAUCGGAAUGUACUCACCUAAUCGUCCUGAAUGGUCUUUAAUUCAAUAUGCAGCAGCUAGAGCAGAUUUGAUCCUUGUAAAUGUCAAUCCUGCAUUCCAAACUGAUGACUUGAAGUACGCUUUGAAUCUUGCAAACAUUAAGGUGUUGGUGAUGCCAGAGCAAUUUAGCAAAAGCCAUUAUGUUGACAUUGUGAGGCACUUAAUUCCUGAUCAUGCUACAAGUAAAUCUACUACUAUUAGCAGUUCGAUGGUCCCCGACCUACGCCACGUAAUCGUAUGAGAUCAUAAAAGGCAUAAAGGGAUGAUAAAUUUCGAUGAAUUGUAUUCCAAUUACUCUAGAAGAGAUAGAAAGGAAAUGGAAAAGAGAGAAAGAGAGUGCGAUUUUGAGGCUGCAACCAAUAUCCAAUUUACUUCUGGUACGACUGGAUACCCUAAGGGAGCAACUCUGACUCAUCACAACAUCUUAAAUAAUUCAUUCAUGUUAGGAGGAUAUAUGGGCUAUGACUCUGAAACUAAAAUAUGACUUCCAGUACCUUUGUACCAUUGCUUCGGUAUGGUCAUGGGAAGUCUUGGUGCUCUGAACUAUGGCUCAACUGCUGUUUAUCCUUGUGAAGGGUUCAACCCAGAGAUGUCGCUCAAAGCAAUUUCAGAUUUAGGCUGUCAUGUUGUAUACGGAGUUCCAAUUAUGUUUAGCCAGACCCAUCACGAAUAUGUCCAGAAUAGGGACAAAUAUAAUUUGGAGACUCUUAAUCGAGGAGUCAUGGCUGGAUCCAUCUGCCCUUCAGAACUUAUGAAGAAAUGCAACAAAGAUCUCGGAAUUGAGUAUCUCUCCAUUGCUUAUGGAAUGACUGAGACUUCACCAGUGAGUUUCCAGACGAAGAGGUCAGAUCCAUUCGAGAAGCAGGUUGGCACAGUCGGCCAGGUCCAUCCCCAUGCUGAAGUCAAGAUUAUAGAUGAAGAUGGUAAGACUCUCAUGAGAGGAGAGAAAGGUGAAAUUUGUACUAGAGGAUACUGUGUUAUGGAAGGCUAUUUCAAUGACCCAGAUAAAACUGCUGAGUGCAUUAAUGAUAAGGGAUGGAUGAUCACUGGAGAUCAAGGAAUAUUAGAUGAUGAAGGAUAUCUUCAGAUCGUUGGAAGAGUCAAGGAUAUGAUCAUUAGAGGAGGAGAGAAUAUCUUCCCUGCAGAGAUAGAAAACUACCUCCUGAAGCAUCCUAAUAUAAUAGAUGCACAGGUUAUAGCAGUUAAGGAUGAGAAAAUGGGAGAAGAAAUUAUGGCUUGAGUCAUCCUUCAAGAUCCUAUAGAGCCUUUGAGCCAUACUGAUAUUUAUGAAUUCAUGCAUGGCCACGUUGCUCACUAUAAGAUUCCUAAAUAUAUUAGACAUGUAAAGGAGUACCCUCUUACAGUGACAGGGAAGGUCAAGAAGAAUGAGAUGAGAGAUGAAAAUAACAAGAUCCUAUCUGAGGUACAUCCAGAUGAUUGGGAGUACGAUUUCAACAUCUUUGUCUAAAUUUAAAACAGUUUACCCAAAAAUCAA
Molecule: messenger RNA, 1821 nt
Organism: Moneuplotes crassus
Lineage: Eukaryota; Ciliophora; Spirotrichea; Euplotida; Euplotidae
Source: the annotation of a GenBank genome assembly